Messenger RNA from Phytophthora sojae, 1374 nucleotides. RefSeq lists its product as hypothetical. The record is from RefSeq and is a predicted model, not a curated record. The transcript has a single exon. The coding region runs from base 1 to 1374 and encodes 457 amino acids. NCBI's taxonomy places the organism in Eukaryota, Oomycota, Peronosporomycetes, Peronosporales, Peronosporaceae.
AUGCGUGCGGGCGGAGACGACGGAGGCCCCUGCGGCACCAACAGAGCAGAGGUGGCGACGUCAUCGGCGUCUUCUGUGACCGAUCGGCUACGCGAAAGUUUAACGGAGACCGCGCGGUUGCUCGAGGACUUUGAGCGGGAGCAGCAGCAGGCAACGCGGCAAUCGGCGGCCACCCCCGACUUGGAGACGUACACACACUGCUGCCACCAACUGGUCGCUUAUAUGGUGACGCACAUGCAAACGUCUCCGGGCUUUGUGACCCAAAUGGAGCAGGUUAUUCGUGCAAGCUUCGACCACUCGGCUUUAAACACGGCGGUGACAGAAUCUCUCUGGGUCCGCUACAAUAGCAGCUCACAACGCGCAGAUUCCGGCACUCAAAGUCCUAAUGUCCCGCAGACUCCUGCUCGUCAAGGGCAUAUUAUCAAGACAGACACGGCUGUAGACAACGCAGUCACCGUGACCCCACUUGCUGUCGCCAAUGCAAGCGUGACUGGGUUGAGACCGACGUGCUCCCCACACGUGGACUUGACGUCUACUCCCCCUACAGUGGGAAGAGGGGGAAAGCGUCAAUCGAGGAUGCAGGAGGGUCAGGAAUCCAAGCGCCCGCGACACAUUGUGGCUCGGAACCUAUAUGGCGCAGGAAGACUUGAUUGCGAAGAGAAAGACGACGAGAGCGGACUAGAAAGCAAGAAGGAGUCUGAGACCGAAACGGAGACGGAGACAGACGAACAAGGGUCGAGUCAACCCGCCCAGACAAGUGAGGGCUCUGUUGCAGGGCUUGUUUGGCCGUGCGCUGGUGGCGAUCCAAUGAAUCGAACUCUGGCUUACAAGCAGCGUCUGAAGACGGCUAUAAAGCUGGUGGAUGCAGAAAAUUGUAGCCCGCCACCGGGAAUGGUGUGCACGCAAGGAUGCGAGCGCAUUCGCUCUCGAAUGUGCGAGAACCAUCGUACACAGGGAGGGAACGCAAUGCCGUGCCACAACGGAAUGUGCUGUAUUUGGCGAGAUAUCGACACACACACGGUGCGCUGCCAAAACUCUCAAUGCGAGUUCAAGAACAGUGUGGGCUUGCGUCAAACAAUGCACGACAUCCAACAGAAUGAACUGAAGCUUGAGGCGACAAACCAUAAACUACAAGCGACUCGGGUGAUGCUUCGUGGUGUGGGUGCUGGCUGUGACGGUGAUUCUGGAAACUCAGCUUCUCAGCUUGAGAGUAAGAUGAAGAAAUUGGAGGAGAAAUGCGCCAGGCUGGAGGAUGCUGUUGUUUUUCACAAGGAAAGAGAGCGGGCGUUCAGAGAUGACCUUCGUGCCAUUGGAGGAAACGAGGAACUCCAAACCUUCAGGAGCCAUUACGCGAAAAAGAGAUCGAGGGACUGA